GAUUUACUUCCUCUCAGUCAAUUCGGGCCGCAUGCGAAACCUCGACUCAUGCUGGCGGAGAGCGCUCCUCUUGAGGCACACACAGCUGACCUUCCUAGCAGCUAUGGACAUCCCGCGUGGGUCGUCGUCGUUGGCUGGGUCGCCAUCGUUUGGUACCUUGUAGUAACGCUGGUUUGCUGGCUAGGAAACUUUCAACUGCAACGGCACUACUCGAAACCCCCACAUAAAGCUAUUUCAACCACCACACUCCCUCACUCCAAGAUUCCUCAUGUCACAGUCAUCCGGCCCGUCAAGGGGCUCGAGCCCUUCCUUUACGAUUGCUUGGCUGCCAGCAUCCGUCAAGAUUACCCUCGUGACAAGCUCACCGUCUAUUUUUGCGUGACGUCGACCCAGGACCCAGCCUAUCCCGUCCUCGAGAGAAUCCUUCAGGACUUUCCUGAUGCCGAUGCCCGUGUGUUUGUUGAGCCUCCUUACAAUGACAACCAACUUGGUCCAAACCCCAAAAUCAGGAAUAUGAGCCAGGCUUAUAGGGAAGCCAAAGGGGACAUCGUUUGGAUCACGGAUUGUAAUGUGUGGCUCUCCAAGGGGGUCUGCGGCAGAAUGGUGGACCGGCUCUGCGGCUUCGACCAAAAGAAGAAUGGUGGCAGGCGGUUCAAAUUCGUCCACCAUCUGCCGAUAGUCGUCGAUGUCCCAGACCGCGGGAAUGCCGGGACUUCCUCCCAGUUCGCGAUGCUCAACUAUGGAACGCUAAAGAAUGUAGACACUCAGGACAGAGCAUGCUCAAAGAUUACAUCUGUGCUCUCUCGUGGUGGAGGGCGUCUGGAAGAAAUUUUCCUCUCUUCGUCACACGCGAAAAUGUAUUCGGCCAUUAACACCGUGCUCAUUGCUCCCUGCAUCAUUGGCAAAUCAUCCAUGUUUCGACGUUCUCAUCUAAACUAUCUUACGACGACACCUCCCACUAACUCGAAACGACCGAAGCGGAGGCCUGGAAUUGACUACUUCUCUGAUAAUAUUUGUGAGGACCACCUUAUUGGCGACCGCCUGUGGAAAGGAAAGAUCUUUGAGGAGGCGGAGCACAACGAAGAUUGGGGAAAGCAUAGCCUGAUGUUUGGGGACCUUGCCAUUCAGCCCAUGAGUGGUAUGAGCGUUGGUUCCUAUAUCGACCGUCGUGUGAGAUGGCUUCGCGUUCGUAAAUUUACUGUUCUACUAGCGACUCUUGUUGAACCUGGGACGGAAUCAUUCCUGUGUUCCGCAUAUCUUGCUUUCGGCCUUACUACUUCUGUGCCCUGCCUGCUUCCACAGUACCGUUCUUAUCUAGCCAAUUGGUCCGCAUUUUGCCUUAUCUGGGUCGCUAGUGUUCUGGUAUGGAUGCUUGUUGAUUGGAGUGUCUAUCUAAAGCUUCACUCGGGAGCCACCAUUGAGGCCGACGAAUUUACUCCGCCCUUUGCACGUCCACUGCGGAAAUCGUCAAUCGCCCGCCGGCACUUCAGGGAGUGGCUUUUCGCCUGGCUCGGUAGAGAAGCUCUGGCGUUACCAAUCUGGAUCUGGAGCUUCUACGGAGGGACCACUGUCGUGUGGAGAGACAAAGUAUUCAGAGUCGGCAUGGACAUGGUGGCAUACGAAAUCGCGCAACUUUCUGGAGGCAACAAGAUCAUCCAAACGAGAUCGCGAGCAACAAGUCGACAAGGACAUGAAGGAUGCGGCGACGGGAGUUCUAACGUGCGUCGACGAACUCCCAAUGGAAGCUUUGUAAGCUCGGGUCUGGCUACCGCUCGUGUUAUAGAAAGUGAAAUUGGAAAGUCUUGAUACUCUACAGGUCAUUUCCCCUGGUUUAUCUGAUGUAUAUAGUCAGCAUGUUUCUCGUUUUCUCUUCCCUUCCCACAUCACGAUCUGCCUCUGCCUUAAUUUUGGGUUUUUGGGCUUUCCUGACUUUUGGAGAUACCCCAUGGUAUUUGCGAUAGGAUCCCUUUUUUUUUGCGAGAGUUCUUCGCUUCUUGAUGAUGGUUACGAUAUAUCGA
Messenger RNA from Coccidioides posadasii C735 delta SOWgp, 2018 nucleotides. RefSeq lists its product as uncharacterized. Gene Ontology annotation, biological process: glucosylceramide biosynthetic process. The record is from RefSeq and is a predicted model, not a curated record. Gene Ontology annotation, molecular function: ceramide glucosyltransferase activity. Gene Ontology annotation, cellular component: membrane. NCBI's taxonomy places the organism in Eukaryota, Fungi, Ascomycota, Eurotiomycetes, Onygenales, Onygenaceae.